This is a messenger RNA of Caenorhabditis angaria, 1274 nucleotides long. The record is from the annotation of a GenBank genome assembly. Lineage: Eukaryota; Metazoa; Nematoda; Chromadorea; Rhabditida; Rhabditidae.
AUGUUGUUGGCUGGAAAAGUUGCUGUUGUUACUGGUGGAGGAUCUGGAAUUGGUCGAGCGAUUUGUAAAAGAUUGGCUGAUAAUGGAGCUAGUAUUGUUGUUGCUGAUGUUAAACAUGCCGCAGCUUUGGAUACUGUCAAACUUUUGGGUAAGUUUUUUUUUGGGAAGGAUCUGACAAAAAACGUCGAUUUUUUCAGGUCCAUCGCAAGCUCAUAUUCCAGCCGAAUGCGAUGUUUCCAGUGUGAGUUUUUUUUAGAUAAAAAAAGAAUAAGAAGCUCUUGAAAAAAUGUAUUUUACAUAUGAGGUUUUUUGAAAAGAAUGAAAAGAAUUUCAGACUUCCAUGAAAUUCUGAAACACUUUUCAAUCCACUUUUUUAACAGAGCCAAAGUCUUCAAAAAGUUUUAAAUCAAAUAAUUUUUCAAAAAUCAAAAUUUUCAGCCAGAAGCAGUCAACAAAUUGAAGGAACUUGUUGGAAAGAAUGGAAACCCAGUUUCAGUUUUGGUAAAUUGUGCAGGAAUUACACAAGAUUCGACUUUGUUGAAAAUGCCAAAAGCUAAAUGGGACAGUGUUGUUGGAGUUAACCUAACUGGAGUUUUCUUGGUAAGGGUUUGGAGAACAUAUUUAUGAUAAAUCUUAUUAAUACCCUAUUUUUAAGGUAUCCCAAGCGUUUGCCAAAUAUUCAGUUGAAACUCAAAGCCCACUUUCAAUCAUUAAUGUUUCAUCGAUUGUUGGAAAAACUGGAAAUUUUGGACAAACCAACUAUGCUGCAACUAAAGCUGGAGUUAUUGGAUUCACUAAAUCUGCUGCCAAAGAAUUAGCCAAGAAGGUGAAUACUAGAUUAAAGUUACCACUGUGAAGUCAGCUAUAUGGGUGGCAUAAAAACAAUUUCCGAUAAGUUUUUGUUGCUUCCUAUAUAGCGCACUUCAUACAGCUGCUCAAGAAUAUUGUGAACUUUUUUUGUUCUCCUUUUUUCAUCUGUUCUGGCAGCUGAUUUUUUCUUCGGAAAAAUCAGACACCAAAAACUUUGAAAUCGGAAAUAAAAGUGCAAAAUUUUGCAGAAUGUCCGAGUAAAUGCAGUUCUCCCUGGAUUUAUCAAAACUCCAAUGACUGAAGCGAUGCCACCACAAGUUUUGGCUGAAAUUUGCUCUGGAAUUCCGAUGGGUCGAAUGGGAGAAGAUGAUGAGAUUGCAAAAUCGGUUUUGUUUUUGGCAUCCGAUUUGUCAUCUUAUGUGACUGGUGCUGCUUUAGAAGUUACGGGUGGAUACAAUAUGUAA